AAUGUCGAACAAGCUCAUCAGCCAAAUGGGACUUCCCCCCUCCCUCUCCCACGUCUUCGCCGCUCGUAGUAUCAUCACCGCCAAGGACGCUCUCUCCCUCCCCGAGUUCGAUCUCAUGGCGCUCCUCGACGUCCCCCUCGCCCACGCUCGCUCCGCCGUGGCCCGCAUCAGCGAGAUCGCGUGCCCUCCGUAUCAAACCGCGCUUUCGCUGAUGGAGGAUCGCGCGGGGUCCGGGGGACACCUCCCGACGAUGCUUCGGGGACUCGAUGAUGCGUUGUGUGGGGGAAUACCUUUCGGGGCACUCACUGAGUUGGUCGGGCCACCUGGGAUCGGAAAAACCCAGUUCUGUCUAAAGCUCUCACUGCUAGCAACUUUACCUGCUUGCUAUGGUGGUUUGAAUGGCCGCGUCAUAUAUAUUGAUACAGAAUCCAAAUUUUCUUCUCGAAGGAUGAUAGAGAUAGGAGAAAAUAGUUUUCCUCAGAUAUUUCGAUCAGAAGGCCUGGCACCAAAGAUGGCUGGAAGGAUUAUAGUAAUGCGACCAACAUCAUUGUCUGAUUUUACUGACAGCUUACAACAGAUGAAACUGUCACUUCUCCAACAUGAAGUGAAAUUGCUUAUUGUUGAUAGCAUGGCUGCUCUUGUUUCAGGGGAAAAUGAAAGAAGCGAGGGUGGACCUGGGCGACAUCCUUUAAGAAGUUCGCUUUCAUUUCUCAAGUCCUUAGCUGAGUUUUCACGAAUUCCUGUUGUGGUGACAAACCAAGUGCGCAGUCAGAGUAAAGAUGAAGCUUAUUAUCAUACAUUUCAAGAGGAAAGGAAGGACAAUUGCCAGAAUUCUGAAAAGUUUGAGUCUCAUCUAAUUGCUGCUUUAGGAAUCCAAUGGGCUCAUGCUGUAACUGUUCGUCUUGUCUUUGAGGCUCAUUCAGGUCAGAAGUUCAUUAAAGUGGCAAAAUCGCCCAUGUCUCCAGCAAUAGCAUUUCCAUUUAUUGUGGAAUCAUCAGGGAUUUCAUUGUUAAGUGAUGAAGGGAUUGAUGUAACAGGGCCUGAAAUAAACACCAUCCGUAAUCAAGGUCAAAACAUUCUUUCUCAGUGAACUGACCAUUCUCUCAUCAAGAAGACUUCCAGAAGGCUUCUCUCUUAUAUGUAGGUGAGAUAUGAUUAUUGUGGGAAGAGGAUUUUGGCUACAGGGAUUUUCUCCUAUCUACAGAUCAUUUUGUAGAAGUUGCUUGUAUAGAGACAAUUACGGGAACAUUAAGUAGGUACAUGGAUAGGAUUGUAAAAUAUUCAGAAACACGUUCAGUGGAAAGGGAAAGGAAAAAUUCUUCAUGAACCAAUAUAUAGAGGAAGUGUCUGUACUCGAAUUUCUCCCCAGAAAUGACAAGAACAAUGCUUGGUUGACCUAGUGGUGAACUAGGGUUCUCUAUAGUGGAUUUAAUUUGGAAACGGAUAUUGGGACUUCAUUUUAUAAUGGUGCAUAUUGAAUAUUUUCACAACCA
Ananas comosus (pineapple) is the source of this 1493-nucleotide messenger RNA. Its product is annotated as DNA repair protein RAD51 homolog 2. The record is from RefSeq and is a predicted model, not a curated record. The transcript has 13 exons. Gene Ontology annotation, molecular function: double-stranded DNA binding; ATP-dependent DNA damage sensor activity; ATP binding. NCBI's taxonomy places the organism in Eukaryota, Viridiplantae, Streptophyta, Magnoliopsida, Poales, Bromeliaceae. Gene Ontology annotation, biological process: double-strand break repair via homologous recombination. The coding region runs from base 2 to 1090 and encodes 362 amino acids. Gene Ontology annotation, cellular component: replication fork; Rad51B-Rad51C-Rad51D-XRCC2 complex.